UGGGGAUGAGAAAUCUUCUAAUGGCCGAGUGGGUUGGACGCCACUCGAAUGAGGGGUUGAUGAGCCCCAAGCUAUCCGAGUGGGUGCCAAUUGAUACUUAACCAUAUUUUGCUAUGUAUGAGUGGCUCGGCAGGGGAGGAGAAACCUUCUGAUGACCAAGUGGGUUGGACACCACUCGGAUGAGGGGCUAAUGAGCCCCAAGCUGUCUGAGUGGGUGCCAAUUGAUACUUAGCCAUUUUUGACCAAUUAUAGAAGCGACUCGGCAAAUGAGAGAGGGUCCCCUUUGUCCGAGUUGGUUGGACGCCACCCGGAUGAGAGGCUAAUGAGCCCCAUGCUGUCCCAGUGGGUGCCACUUGGUACUUAGUCAUUUUUUGACUAAGUGUAAGAUCGACUCGGCAAAGGAGAGACAGUCCCCUUUGGCCGAGGGGAUAGGACGCCAGUCGGAUGAGGGGAUAAUGAGCCCCAUACUGUCCGAGUGGGUGCCACUUGGUACUUAGCUAUUUUUUUGACUAAGUGUAAGAGCGACCUGGCAAAGGAGAGAAGUUCCCCUUUGGCUGUGUGAUAGGACGCCACUUGGAUGAGGGGAUAAUGAGCCUCAUGAUGUCUAAGUGGGUGCCACUUGGUACUUAGUAAAAAAUGACUAAGUAUAGGAGCAACUCGUCGAAGGAGAGAGGGUCCCCUUUGGCCGAGUGGGUUGGACGCCACUCGGAUGAGAGGCUAAUGAGCUCCAGGCUGUCCUAGUGGGUGCCAAGUGGUAGUUGUUGUUUUGACCGAGUAAGUACAUCCGGCUCCAAGUGCCACUUGGCAGCCAGUAAUACUUGGGAUUGUAGGGUCCCUCCUGACGGUGGAGCUGACUGGGAGUUGUUGAGAACUUUUGAUGUUUCAUCUUCCCUGGACCAAGGCCUUUGGGUUAAAUAGGUCAAUUUGGGCUGCUUAAAGAAGACCAAUUAAGCGAUGCGUGGAGGUUUACGUUGCACGUCUCUCGAGGUAUGCCUAUAUAUAUGAGAAGGGGGAUAAGAUUUUGAUCAUUUGUCAUUCUCUCAAAUUCUCUCUCUAAAAAAUCUCCAACUUCUCUCUCUACUCCCGAUUCAAGUUCACUAGUUGCCUUCAUUCGCCCAGGUACACUUUUGAUUUUCCUUUAAGUUCAUUUCUUUUUCUUUCAAUAAUUCUCGAUCGACCCCCUUUGUAUAUAAAUAAUGGGGUGUUCGUCAGAGUCGGUGACCCUCCUUAACUUCGCCUCCUUAUAACUUGUCCAAGGAGGUAAGAGGGAUGGGAAUAACACUAGUGUCAACUUGAUAAUUUGUCCUCAUCCUUCUGCUGUACCCAACGCGAUCUCUCUCCCGAGUUCUCCAUCACAAGUGGAAGAGGAGGCCGAGGGCAUCGUUCGCAAUCCUCGGGAGGUGUCUCUAGCCUAUCCUUCUUUGAGGAGUUUCUUAGAUCGAUACUUGUCUGAUGGUGUAGUUCGGGAAGCUAUGUCGGGGGAGAAAGGCGAGACGUCAACUUCAGGCUGACUAGACUAUCCCGACCUAGAUCUGAGGGGAGGUCUAGGCUCAAAAUUACUCCUCCCUUCUUUGAUUAAGGCACUGAUGAACCCGAGGCCAAGCGGCGAGGUUCCAGGUAAAGGACCCGUAUCAUCUGGUCCGACCGAAGGCUUUCCACACAAUUUUGACUCUGCCUCCUGGAUGCGCAACCGCAUACUACAAUACAAUGGAGAUGGGCCUUCGAUUUCCUUUGACUCCUUUUGUCAAGGAUCUUUUGAACGUCUAUAAUCUGUCUCUGGGCCAGUUUUCGCCAACUCUUGAGGAGGCAUUUUGGCGGUGCAAUCCAUCUUUGAGACUAUUGGAGUAUUGUGACAUUGUGGUGUUACAUGUAUAAGUUGGUCGAGAUGAUUGCCGGCAAGCACGGGUCGGGUUGGUGGUGUUUUUAAGCUCAUAGGGUUAUCGGACCGUGCUGGAUCUCCCCACCUCCCAGAAAGGUUUUUGAUGGGGGUUUACUUUCAUCUAUUAUGGCAGAGAAUGGGGGUGCCGACUGUUCCACCGACGCCUUGGCCCAAUCACGCGCUUAACUUCCAAGUCCUUGAGCCGGAAGAUGAAGAGGCCGUUGCGGCCUGUUAUAUGCAGCUCGAGUCUAAGAUCGUGAACGGGGGGGGGGGGGAUAUUCUUGGCUGGCAAUUAGUUGCCCAGUUGUCGCCUUUUCAAGAGCGAACAUUUCCUUGCUGCAAUGGGACCGAGCCCGGCUUUUCCCAAGGGUAUUUUGGCCGAGGGGGUCCGGUCUAUAGAACUAACCCUUUCUUGAUUUUUUUCUAACAUUUUCCUUUUGUUUUGCAGAACCUUCACUCGCCUAUUUGACCGAGUCUGACCCACAGAUGGCCGAGCGAUUGACUUCUGCAGCUCUUAAGGCAGUUCGGAUUAGAGCCGAGUUGAGCGCCAAAGCUAUAAAGAAGCUUACUGCUCCUAAGGAUCCUGCCAAGCCGAAGGUGAAGAAGCGCAAGGAGCGCUCUGAGGAUAAGGUGGCUCAGACCGAGAUCAAGGCUCGGGCCGAGAAAGAGGCGGCUAAGAAGGCAAAGACGACCGCUUGAAUGAAGGUCAACAACCCCACAGUCGGCUCUAGGACUGAGGAAGCUGACCACCCCCUUCACUCGUCUAACUUCUGGCCUCGGGGAAGCCCCGGGUAUACGCCUCAGUCUCCUACCCCCGACCCAGCGAUAGGAGAUCAGAUUGCUGAGGCGGUCCUUGUCCAGUUUAUCGAGCUUCAGCGCUCAGAUAAGUAUAAGAGGCUGAAUGAGACCAUGAUGAUUAUAUGCACGAACACCGACCAGGAGCAUAUCAAUCAAACUCUAGGGAAGACCGAGACGAAUGAGCUUUAUCGCUCAUUGUUUGACUUCUCAAUCCGAAUAUCCAAUGUUGCGGAGAACCGACAAGCCUUGCACGAUGAGAUCGAAGAGCUGAAGCAAAAAUCCCUCAAGCAUUUCGACGAACUGAGCAAGACCGAGAACGGGAAGAGGAUUGCUGAGUCGAAGUUAGAUGACACUUUAAGGGACAUCAAAAGAGAUCAAGAUAACAUCGAGGCCGAACGAUUUUGGUGGGUGAAUGGCCAAAGCACACCUUAUUAUGGCGAGGAAUGAGGCCCUUAUUGCUAAGAGCGAUGCUGAGGCCCGAUUGGUCAAGGCAGAGCAGGACUUGGCCAAGGUUACCUUCAAGCUUAAGACGUUCGAGGCGAAUGCUGCAUUAUCGAGAAGAAGGCUACGUGAUCUAAAGAGCAGUGGUUCACUCAUUGGCAGACCACCCAAGGUUGCGACACAUAUAAUGCGGAGGUCGGCCAUGUGUCCCACAAUAUGGGUGAGGAUGAGGCCCUCGAGCGACUGAAGGGGGUGCUGGCCGAAACCUGCCCCUCGGUGGAAUGGAACGAGAUCUAGUCCAGGUAACAAGAUGCAUAUGAGGCCGAGGCGGCUGAGAUCCGGGCUAAGAUUGCCCUAGAGUAGGACGAGGUAGACGAGGAAGAUGAUAAUGAUGAUGCCGAGGCCCCAAAAGUUGCGGAUGCUGAUGCUGCGUCCAAGCUUCCUCCUAAUUCUUAGGUUUAUCUUUUCUGUACUUAGCUAAUGUAUCGCCGACAUAGCCGGCUUGCCUUUUGUAACCAAUCAGAUUCUUUAAUGAAU
This is a messenger RNA of Beta vulgaris subsp. vulgaris (sugar beet), 3655 nucleotides long. RefSeq lists its product as uncharacterized. The coding region runs from base 2579 to 3124 and encodes 181 amino acids. NCBI's taxonomy places the organism in Eukaryota, Viridiplantae, Streptophyta, Magnoliopsida, Caryophyllales, Amaranthaceae. The record is from RefSeq and is a predicted model, not a curated record. The transcript is spliced from 3 exons.